AUGAUUCGAGAGCAGAAAAAUGGAGGAAAAGAAGAAGAAGAAGGAAAACAAGGUUCUCGAAACUUCUCGAAGUAUGAUUUGAAAGAUAUCGAAAAAGGGAAAUCUGCCCUUUUUUUAUGUGCAAUUUUGCGGAACGAAAUGUGCAUGAGUGCAGAAAAUUGUGGAGGGUAA
Molecule: messenger RNA, 171 nt
Organism: Caenorhabditis briggsae
Lineage: Eukaryota; Metazoa; Nematoda; Chromadorea; Rhabditida; Rhabditidae
Exons: 2
Coding region: 1-171 (56 amino acids)
Source: RefSeq, a predicted model, not a curated record